This is a messenger RNA of Cuscuta europaea, 1432 nucleotides long. The record is from the annotation of a GenBank genome assembly. Lineage: Eukaryota; Viridiplantae; Streptophyta; Magnoliopsida; Solanales; Convolvulaceae.
UCCUCUUGUAAAAGAAAAGAUGAAUUUCGCCAAAAACAACAUGAAAACAUGGUAGCCAUGUUAGAAAAAGGUGAAAUUACGACCGGGAGAGGAUUGAAUCAAGAAAGUACUUUAGCACGACCGGGAGCUACUCGAUGGGGUUCACAUUUUACAACCAUUAUUCGUAUUCUAUCUUUGUGGUCUCCAACAAUCCAAGUGCUUGACAAUAUAUUUGAUGAUGGAAUUGAUUCGAAAUCAAGGGGCAAAGCUAGUAGUUUGGUUGAAAAAAUGGAGAGCUAUCAAUUUGUUUUUAUAGCCCACUUGAUGAAGAAGGUAUUGGGAUUGACGAAUAUGUUGUCACAUUUCUUGCAACAAAAAGAUCAGAACAUUCUUGAGGCUGUGAGCUUGAUUAAAAACACUAAAGAGAAGUUCCAAGAUUUGAGAGAAAGUGGAUGGGAAGAGCUAUUAGAAGAUGUCAGUAAAUUUUGUGUGAAGAAUAAAAUUGACAUUCUAAACAUGGAAGAUACAACUCAUCGUUCUAGACGCGUUCGCCAUCCGGUAACAAAUUAUCAUCACUUUCGAGCUGAUAUUUUUUAUCAGGUUAUAGACCAGGUCAAUCUGGAAAUGGAGAAUCGCUUUAGUGAGUCAAAUACAGAUUUACUCGCUUGUUUAGCUUGCCUCGAUCCUAAAGAUAAUUUUUCCAAUUUCUGUGAGUCAAAGCUACUCAGUCUUGCGGAGUUAUAUUCAUCUGAUUUUUCAGCUGUUGAGCAAAUGGAGCUUAAAGAACAACUCCAAGUUUGGAUAUAUGAGAUGAGAGGAAAUGAAGCAUUUUCCACUUUACAAAGUAUUGGUGAAGUGUCUAAGAAGAUGGUUGAGCUUACAAUUCACAAAUCUUUUCACUUGGUCUAUCGUCUUAUUGAGUUGGCUCUAGUGUUACCAGUUGCAACAGCCACAGUUGAAAGAGCUUUCUCAUCGAUGAAUAUUAUCAAGACAGAUCUUCGCAAUAAGAUGGGAGAUGACUAUCUUACGAAUUGCUUAGUAUGCUACAUCGAAAGAGACAUUUUUCAAGCAAUUGAUAAUGAAGCUAUUAUGAAGCAUUUUCAAAAUAUGAAAACUCGUAAGAUUGAUUUGCCUAGGUUGCAGAAGUAAAUCAAGUAGUAUGUAAUGAACUAUAAUUGUUUGUUAAAUUAUUACGCUAUUGUUGUUCUUAUUAUAUUUUGGACACGAACUUUAAAAUUUUUAGUUUUUGAUUUGCCCCUCCUUGGACAAACCUCUGGCUCCGCCACUGGCCACAUGGACUGAUCCUACUACACGUAUUGGAUUUAAUAUAAAAGUAUCACCAAAUCUUACAACUUUCAGUGUUCUACUUCCCAUUCUAAUGAUGUUGUUCUAAGGUUUGCACCUAUGAAGUUCAUGUAUUUAACUCCUGCCUUGCUAUAUUCAUCAUUGCCUC